CCAGUCUUUUCAGUUAAAACCCUAACUCUCAAUUAACAGAUCCCCCGUUUUCUUCUCUCCAUCUCUCUUCAAAAGUCCAACCCAAUUAUCUCUCGGCACUCGCAUGCAAGGUUGCCGGCGCAGCUCCUUUCCAAUCGUUUCUCUUUGAAUCUCCCAAUCCCCUCAUCCAAAUCCAAGUUGCCGAAAGAUCUCCAAGCUUGCUCAUUUGAAUGGAUUAAUCCAUCGAUUCUGUAAUUGACUAGGAUUUCGAGAUAGCAAGGCUGGCGACUGACGAGGGCCACUGGUGAUGGCGGAUCCGCCAGGACCGCCACAAGCCCGCCGACAGUUUGUGCUAGAAUCUUCGAUUUCUGCUGAUUUAGGGUUUGAAACGAAGUUGAAAGAAGGGAGGGAGGAUUUUAAGUUGAGGAUAAAAUGCUGAGCGUGGGGCGGGUGCACCUGCCGUCUGAUAUACCGAUUGUGGGGUGCGAGUUGACGCCGUAUGUACUGUUGAGGCGCCCUGAUAAGAGCGUUGUGACUGAGGAUGUUACUGAGUUCAAUCCCAUUGAUGGCCAUUUCUUGAGAUAUAGAUGGUACCGCGUACAGAGUGAUAGAAAUGUCGCAGUUUGUAGUGUUCAUCCAACAGAACAAGCUACAUUACAAUGCCUUGGGUGUCUCAAGGCCAAAUUACCUGUUUCGAAGAGUUACCACUGUUCUCCCAAGUGUUUUUGUGAUUCCUGGCAACAUCAUCGUGUUCUGCAUGAGCGUGCUGCUAGUGCGGUAAAUGAAAAUGGAAAUGAGGAGGACGAAGUUUUUGGGCGAUUUAAUAGUACUGGUGGUACAACAUCGAGUAUGGUUAGUAUGAGUACAUCUCAAUCAAACCCCAGCUUUUCAAAUGGCACGACUGCUUUGUAUCCUGCUGCAGUUACCCAAAAGAGUGGUGGUGAGACAUGGUUUGAAGUUGGACGUUCGAAGACUUAUACACCUACAGCCGAUGAUGUUGGUCAUGUCCUCAGAUUUGAGUGUGUUGUGGUAGAUGCUGAAACCAAGUUAACUGUGGGAGCUCCAGUAGCCUUAUCAACUUCCCGUGUGAUUCCAGCUCCAUCUCCUAUUCCACGACGCUUGAUUUCUGUGAGUGGGAUGGAUGUUUCUGGGCAUCUAGAUAUGGAUGGUCGCAUUUCUUCUGGAGGGACAUUUACUGCACUCUCAUACAACAUCUUAUCUGAUGCAUAUGCUACAAAUGAACUCUACAGCUACUGCCCCACUUGGGCUCUCUCUUGGACCUACCGCAGGCAAAACCUUUUAAGAGAAAUAGUUGGCUACCGUGCCGACAUUGUUUGCCUUCAGGAGGUUCAAAGCAAUCAUUUUGAGGAGUUUUUUGCACCUGAGCUGGAUAAAUAUGGUUAUCAAGCUUUAUUUAAAAGGAAAACGGCAGAGGUUUUUAGCGGGAACAUGAAUACACUUGAUGGCUGUGCAACUUUCUUUCGCCGUGAUAGAUUUUCACAUGUCAAAAAAUAUGAGGUUGAGUUUAACAAAGCCGCGCAGUCUCUGACGGAUGCUGUGAUUCCACCUGCACAGAAGAAAAGUGCCUUAAAUCGAUUGGUGAAGGAUAAUGUUGCUUUGAUUUUAGUUCUUGAAGCCAAGUUCGGAAACCAGGGAGUUGAUAGCCCUGGGAAGCGUCAGCUUGUUUGUGUGGCAAACACACAUGUAAAUAUGCACCAAGAUUUGAAGGAUGUUCGGCUUUGGCAGGUCCACACGCUGCUGAAGGGCCUGGAAAAAAUUGCUGCAAGUGCAAAUAUACCGAUGUUGGUGUGUGGGGAUUUCAACUCAGUGCCUGGAAGUGCUCCUCAUGCUCUCCUGGCUAUGGGAAAAGUCGAUCCAGCUCAUCAAGAUUUGACUGUAGACCCACUUGGAAUUCUUCGACCGAUCACCAAACUAACACAUCAGCUGCCAUUGGUUAGUGCUUACUCGUCCUUUGCCAGAGCUGGGGUUGGUCUUGGACUGGAGCAGAGAAGAAAAAUGGAUCCUGCUACCAAUGAACCCCUCUUUACAAACUGCACUCGUGAUUUUAUUGGAACUCAUGAUUAUAUAUUCUAUUCAGCUGAUUCCUUAACCGUGGAGUCUCUGUUGGAGCUGGUGGAUGAGGAGAGUUUGCGGAAAGAUACUGCUCUUCCAUCUCCUGAGUGGUCAUCGGAUCACAUAGCACUCUUAGCUGAAUUCCGCUGCAAAUCUAGGACUAGACGUUAAACCGAUGGGGUCGUUCCACCCAAAGGAGGAGUUCGAGUGGUGACAAACUAUUUAAGAAGAGGAUAAGGAAAGUGAUUGUAACGAUGAAAUCAUUCUACAUGCUGAUUGUACCCCCCCUUGUAUCAUGCAACCUUCUGUCUCAAAGAAAAUUUAUUUAUGAUAAUGUUAUCAUUAGUUUGCCAUUUUUAA
Salvia hispanica is the source of this 2412-nucleotide messenger RNA. Its product is annotated as carbon catabolite repressor protein 4 homolog 1-like. Gene Ontology annotation, molecular function: 3'-5'-RNA exonuclease activity. Lineage: Eukaryota; Viridiplantae; Streptophyta; Magnoliopsida; Lamiales; Lamiaceae. The record is from RefSeq and is a predicted model, not a curated record.